This is a messenger RNA of Centropristis striata (black sea bass), 11564 nucleotides long. It is a transcript of the gene wnk1b, whose product is annotated as WNK lysine deficient protein kinase 1b. Bases 1272 to 9428 code for a protein of 2718 amino acids. NCBI's taxonomy places the organism in Eukaryota, Metazoa, Chordata, Actinopteri, Perciformes, Serranidae. The record is from RefSeq and is a predicted model, not a curated record. Gene Ontology annotation, molecular function: protein serine/threonine kinase activity; potassium channel inhibitor activity; chloride channel inhibitor activity. Gene Ontology annotation, biological process: monoatomic ion homeostasis; positive regulation of potassium ion import across plasma membrane; intracellular signal transduction. The transcript is spliced from 38 exons. Gene Ontology annotation, cellular component: cytoplasm; cytosol.
GUUGACGCGGCUCGUCUGUGUGAAAGCCCUGCUGCCGUCGCCUUGUCGAGUCAUCGCCAGAGAAGAGCAGAGAGCAGACGGAGCCGCCGUCCGAUGGCUUGAAAACUGGGAAUAACUGUGGAUCACAGCGGAUUUAUUGCGCCACACAAGCCAAGAGGAGCGAAACGGCGGUCACAGCAGCGGACUGGAUGUUGAUGCGGAUGAGGACAAAGCAUCUUUGAGUGACACUGUUGCCUUUUUGGUUGCGGUUGCAGACCCGGACACAGACAACACAGACAGACAGAAAGAAGUACCGGAGCCGCCGCGACACCAGCGAGCGAACUUGGCUCCACUGCCCGGUGGGAGGUGUCUGUCUGUCGGCUGCGGCUUGCUGCACAUACCGCUGACCGCCGACCUUUUUUAGAAGGAUAAGAUAGUAGCUAAGUUAUGCUUUUGUAAAUAGCUUCUUUUUCGGGGGUUUUCGGCAACCAACUGUGGCUUUAAUGUGACGCACUAUACUGACAUUUGUGCUGUCGGAGCGGACCCCCACUGCAGAGGAGUUACAGGCUUUUAAAUCAAGUUUUUACCUUCAUAUUUCUACGGAGACAACACAACCCACACCAAUGUGAUAGUGACAAGGGGCGAAGCAGAUCAAGCUGGGCCGGGCUAGGCCAGGCUUGGCCUCCCUAGUCUUCUGUCUGGCCCUGACCAGACGGGCCAGCGACCUUUCCAGCCGGUCCUGUUUUCAGCGAGCAGAGGGAGCUUCAGCCUGUUGCUACAGAAACUUCCCCAGACCUCCAUGUCAAGCUGUAACAGAUUGGAUUCCAAUCAUACUUUGUCUUAUCAGCCUUUGGGAGGCCAUACUGGUCUGUUAUAUCUCCUCUCCUUCCAUGUCGUGGAUGUCCCUCUCUGGAUGUUGGCAGCAGGAUGGAUUCGGGUGUUAAUUUGACGGUUGUCACCUCAUUGCAGUGCUUGCACCCCCCCUCCUUUGACUGGCUUUUGUCCCUUCCCUCCCCGAUCUUUAACCGAAAGCCCCUUCCUCUCUCUUGGGGCUUCCCUGAGCCCUGUACAGAGGGGCCCUGUAGGAACUGUACGUUGUCUUGUUGAAACAAUUGACAUUGCAAAGAGGAAGUAUAGUUACCUAUCCCCUUCCUUUUUCCUCACGCUUCAGUGGAGGUUGGAGAGAAGAAGUCCCGGGUACACAGUUUAAACAUACAUCCAUAACUCACUUAAAUUAAGUUCAUAUUUAUACAUACAGAAUUUCUUUUUUGUGGUCUGAUCCUCGAGGAAUAAUGUCUGAAAGCAGCAGCAAAGCGGUGAAAUUUAUUGCCCCGGCCCCCCCUCCUCCCUCUGCCUCUCCCUGUCCAUCACCCCAGACCGCCCAUAAGAAUGUGAACGGCUCCGCCAGUUCAGACUCGCAUGUGGUGGAGAAGCUCGGCGGACACCCCGAGGUCCAACGUCGUCGCCACACCAUGGACAGAGACUCCAAAAUAGCCGAGCACCGCUUCUUCCGCCGGAGUGUCAUUUGCGACUCCAAUGCCACAGCGUUGGACCUGCCCAGCAAAGCAGCUGUGAUACUCACCUCACCUCCAGACUGUGAAGGACCCCCGGUCUUCUUCCUCCCACAGCCCUCAGGUCCUGGACCCGGGGUCCGAGAUACUGAAGGCGGGGAGGUCCCAAGAGGUCCUUAUGUGCAAAGUUCGACCCUUCAGCCCGGUCUUGGGAUUGUUGGCGCGGUUGAGGAGGGGAACGUAGAAAAUGUGGAGGAAGACGUAGGUGAGUGCAGCAUCACGGUGGCUGUUCCCAGCAGUAGUAUUGUUGAAGAACGUAGUGCAGACGGGGCAGUAAAAGAACCCAGCCCGACAGUAUUGGAUGUUACCGACAAAACGAUAGGCAAACAGCCUGACGUCACAUUGCGUCCCAAAGAGUCAAAGGACACAAAACUGCUGGCAAAAGACGGAAAAGUGGUGGAACACGUGGACGGGGGUAGCGUUACUAGUCCGACUGAGGAGAAGGAGAGGUUGACGGAGGAGGAAAAGGAGCUAGCGAAAGCACGGGCAGAGCAGAGGGAGGCCGAGAAACGAGUGCAAGAGGAUAUUGAGGAGGUGGAGACAAAAGCUGUGGGGACUUCACCAGAUGGGCGCUUCCUGAAAUUUGACAUAGAGAUUGGAAGAGGGUCCUUUAAGACAGUCUACAAGGGGCUGGAUACAGAGACUACUGUGGAAGUGGCGUGGUGUGAGCUCCAGGAUCGCAAGCUGUCCAAGUCAGAGCGUCAGCGAUUUAAAGAGGAGGCCGGGAUGUUGAAGGGUCUCCAGCAUCCUAACAUUGUCCGCUUCUACGACUCCUGGGAGGGACCGUGCAAAGGAAAGAAAUGUAUUGUUCUGGUCACAGAGCUCAUGACAUCUGGCACUCUUAAAACCUACCUGAAGCGUUUCAAGGUGAUGAAAAUCAAGGUUCUGCGUUCAUGGUGCAGACAGAUCCUCAAAGGCCUUCACUUCCUGCACACCAGAGCCCCGCCCAUCAUUCACAGGGACCUGAAGUGCGACAACAUCUUCAUCACCGGGCCCACGGGCUCGGUGAAGAUAGGGGACCUGGGUUUAGCCACGCUAAAGAGGGCCUCUUUCGCAAAGAGUGUCAUAGGAACGCCUGAGUUUAUGGCUCCAGAGAUGUACGAGGAGAAGUACGAUGAAUCCGUAGACGUCUACGCCUUCGGGAUGUGCAUGCUGGAGAUGGCUACCUCAGAGUACCCCUACUCUGAAUGUCAAAACGCCGCCCAGAUCUACAAGCGGGUUACAAGUGGAGUGAAGCCUGGCAGUUUUGACAAGGUAGCCAUUCCUGAGGUGAAGGAAAUUAUAGAGGGCUGCAUCAGAACAAACAAGGAUGAGAGGUAUGCCAUAAAGAUCCUGUUGAACCACGCAUUCUUCCAGGAGGACACGGGGGUCAGAGUUGAACUGGCAGAGGAGGACGAUGGGGAAAUGAUUGCUAUCAAACUCUGGCUCAGGAUAGAAGAUGUGAAGAAGCUCAAAGGCAAAUACAAAGACAACGAAGCCAUCGAGUUCUCCUUUGACCUGAACAAGGACGUGCCUGAAGAUGUGGCCCAGGAAAUGGUUGAGUCUGGCUACGUGGCUGAGGCCGACCAUAAGACCAUGGCCAAGGCUAUCAAGGACCGCGUGUCUCUGAUCCGGCGGAAGAGAGAGCAGAGGCAGCUGGUACGAGAGGAGCAGGAGAAGAGAAAACUGGAGACUGAGCAACAACAGCUGCAGCAGAAACAACAACAACAACAACAACAACAACAACAGCAGCAGCAGCAACAGCAGCAGCAGCAGCAGCAACAACAACAACAGCAGCAACAAGAGGCGCACAAACCUUUACACACACAGACGGAGGCAGAGGAGACAGAAGUGGAGCAGCAGCAGAUUCUCUAUCAGCAGGCCGGCAUCUCACACACAUCUGAAGGAGGUCUGGACAGCGGCCAGGGUUCUUCAGUUUUCUCCUCAGACUCCCCCCACCUGGGUCAGCUGACCAUGUCUUACAGCUGCCCCCCCUCCUCCCACCCCCCUUCACAGCCCCAAACCCCCUACCCCUCCACCCCCUCCGCUAACCCGCAGCAGCACCCAGGCUACGCCCAGCCGCUGCAGCCAAUGCAGCAUUCAAUGCCGCACCCCUACAGCGGAGGAGGAAGCGCAGGAGGAGGAGCGGGAGGGAGCAUCCCCCUCCAAACUCUCCCAGACCCCCCUUCUAUUUUCUUCCCCUCCAUCCCCGAGCGCCCCAUUUCCUUCUCGCCUCCUCCCACCGGGCCUCCUAAGGCCUACAACACCCAGAGGCGCAAGAGCACGUCCAUUCUCGAAGCACACACUCGACACUUCCAGCCUGCUUACACUCGCUACGGGAGCAGCCUGCAUCCCUUCUCUGGGAUGGAGGGUGUUGAGACCCCCUCUCUCUUCAUGGUGAAUCCUGGUUUUGCAGCUGCUGCUCAAAGACUCGGCGUAGGGGAGCCGCUGCACCUCCAAGGACAAUCUGACCCAAGUCUGUACGGCUACAAAGACAUGAGAGCAGAGCACGAGGAAGCCGUGAGGAGAUUAAGUCUGAAUCAAGCUGCCUUAUUGGACCAUUAUGAAGCGAUGGCAUAUGGAGGAUACCCAAUGACUGCUCACCAGCUCGGCCACUUGAGUUUCCAUCAGCAGAGGCAAGCAGCAGCCGCAGCUGCUAGUCUGGGUUAUGAUCCUGUUCCACCACCUCAACCAGGGUUCUUGCACACUCACCUCAUGCAAAGAAUGAGUGCACACAGCCCAAUCCCCCCGACUCCCAUGAGUGCACCCACUGGCUCUUCCUCCUCAUCUGAUGGAUGCUAUCCUCCACUACAGCACGCUUCCUCUUCCGCGUUCCCUAUCUCUGCACCUCCAGUAAUGGCCGAAGCCCCACCGUCCACCGGAAGUGUCUUCGAGUUCCAUAUAGCCGCAGCCGCCGCAGCUGCUGCCGGAGACCCGAGCCUCCUGGCAUCCAGACUUUACCGAGCCCGAAGGAGCUCCAUGGACCUCCCUUUAGAAGACAACACUGGAGCUGGAUCAGGCGGUUCAGGCACGUACAGCCGACUCCAGCCGGUGACAGAAGAGCUGUACUCGUACAUCAGCCCCGAGCUCCCCUUACCUCCAGGAAGUCUUCUUCUUCACCACAUAGGUAUCGCCGCAAAAGACAGAAGCCCGGAUCCUUCUAGUGACUCUAUGGCCUCCUCUGACGCUGGCGAGUUCCAGUCUCCUCCUCCCCCACCCGUCCCCCCUCCCUUCGACUCUUCAGCCGCUCAGUCCAUCCCUCAUUCAUCUUCCGCCUCGCUCUACGAAUCCUCUGGAGGAGUGUUCCCCGUAGACCCCCAGGGACACCCACCCUCCAUGCAGAGCUUUCUCCCCACCACUCCAUCCACUGAGCUCGGGGGAGCAUCAUCAACCCAGCUGGACCCUCUGAUCCAGAGCGCCUGGGCUCGGCAUGGAGGGGUGAUACCAGCCCAACCCGAUAUGACAUACCAUGAGUCACUGCUGGCCAUGCAGGCCGCUAACCCCACUCUGCAGGUUCAGGUUCCCACCCCACAGCCCAGUCCAGGACCCCCUGUGGUCCCUGCCACCGCCCAGCCAGCUCCUCCUGGAACCCCCCAACAGGUUGUUUCAUCCAGUCACAGUGUUUCAUCAUUACAAAGCCCCACACACACGUCUCUGCCGCAGUCGUCUUCACAGCCCAGUAUAACUCCGUCUACCGUUUCCUUGGCGCCCAAUCUGCCGCCGUCCCUCCCAGUUACCACGCCGCCAGCGGCCGUGGCUUCCCCUCCCUCUCCUCUGCCACCUCCCGUCGUGGGGCUGCCUACUAUUGUUUCCCCUCCUCCUCCUCCUCUUCCUCCUCCUGUGCCCACACCUGUGCCUCAGCCAUUGGCCACCGUGGUGCCAAUCAUCAGUGUAGUCACCGCCCCGCCUGAUACUCCCAUGGAAGCCCCUCCCCAGUCUGCCUCUCAGUCUUCAGAGCUGUCCCAGUCCCAACUCCAGCCACCGCAGGUUCUCUCAUCAAUAGAGAGUGGCCACUCUGAGACUUCAGGUCUGAGUGACGGCAACGAGGGAGGAGGAGGCCGCCACGAAGGCCGCUCCACCAAGCGACACCAGAGACGCUCCGUGCGAAGUCGAUCACGCCAUGAGAAGAUCUCCAAGGCGAAACUCAAUGUCCUUAAUAUCUCCAACCGAGGAGACAGGGUAGCAGAGUGUCAGCUGGAGACACACAACAGGAAGAUGGUGACUUUCAGAUUUGAUCUGGAUGGAGACAACCCCGAGGAGAUCGCUCAGAUCAUGGUCCAGAGCGAGUUCAUCCUGGAGAGUGAGAGGGAGUCGUUCAUCGAGCAGGUCAGAGAGGUGAUAGAGAACGCAGAUGAGAAAGGUGUGGAGAGAGACAAAAGCAGCCAGAUGGCAGGUGAUAUGGCGCAGCAGAUUCCUGCUAUAUCUGUCCCUAUGCCAGACAUAACUCCCAGUGCAACAGCACAAGUGGUCCAUUCAGCAGGUCGGAGGUUCAUCGUCAGCCCCGUACCUGAAGCCAGGCUGAAGGAACAAAUGUUCCCCACAUCUCCUCCUGCGCCUGCACCUCCUGCCGAAACAGCUCCAGCUCCAGCUCCAUCUCAGCCUCCAGGCCAAGGUGUGGGACUGUCCCAGUCUGCUGGGUCCAUCAGUUUACAACAAGCCUUCUCUGAGCUCCGACAGAGCCAGAAUCAGUUUGAUCCGGGGCCAAGCACCGCUCCAGCUUCCAUCCACUCCACCCAUCCUCCGCUGCAGCCCGCCGCAGCUUCUGUCCCCUCGCAGACCAGCACGGUGGCUCCCGCUGCGGACGCCGCUGCUGGACUUGUCCCUUCUAGUUUAAACCAGGCACAGGAGCAGGUCUUGGAGCAGGUCUCUGUUCCUCCAUCUUCCGCCUCCUCUGUGCCUGCUGUCUGUCUCAGCCCUCCUUGUUCCUCCUCUCCUCCUCCCACCGUGGUGAAUCAGUCAAUCCUUCAGUCUCAGCCAGGGAUCCAGGCCGUGUCCCAACCCCAGGGACAGGUGCAGGUUCAGGGGCAAGCACAAAUUCCGCCCCAUGCUUUCAGCCAGCCUCAGCCUCAAACCGUCUCUGCUGUCACUGCUGCUUCAGCAGCCUCCACUUUACCACCUGCCAGCAUCUCCAGCAUCCCCCCCACUAUGCUCACCUCCCCUCCUGCCUCCCAGGCUCUUCCUCUGGUCUCCUCCCCUCCCUCCUCCGCCCCUCUAGCCAGUGAAGUCUCCUCCGAUCAUCCAUCAGUCUCUCCCAUCUCCUCCUCUACUCCUUCCCUCUCCACCUCGGCCAUCCCCGGCCCCCAGCUCGCUCCCUCUGCCGUCUCUCACCCCACUCCCCCCUCCUCCUCCUCUUCCUCCCCCGCUGUGGGGCUCCAGCCAGUGACCAGCAACGUUCCUUCAGUCCAGCCGACCCUGGUCCACUCCCAGCCGCAGACGGCAGCCCUGCCUGGACAGACACAUACACACUGUGGGGAAUGUGAUGCAAGGUGUGAGGCAUUCACCGAGUCUCAAGGCAAGCCGGACGACAUCCAGGCUCUGGAGAAGAAGCUGCGCUCUCUCUUCAUGGACCUGGGUGGAGGAGUGCCCUCCACCCAGGGAGACAUCAUAGCUGCUGACCCUGCCUCUGGAGCCCCCGUGCCAGGCACCUCGUCCCCAAUGGGCCCCUGCUCUACCUCCAGCACAUCUGUCACCACGCCCAGCUCCAGCCAGCCGGCCAAUCCUCCUCAGCCGCCCUCCACCCUGUCACUGGCGUCCCCUGCUCCGGUCCAGGGCCCUGGAACACCGAUCUCCACUCCUGCACCGAUCGUUUCUACAGUCAUCCCUGCUUCAUCCUUUGGCCAGACCACUCCAUCCAAAACCCCUUUAUCCAGGGUACCGGCCAGUUCUCCUCCUUCAGAACUCCUGCCAUCCUUCCCUGGACCUUGUCUAAUACAGUCCCAGCAGCCUCUGGAGGACCUGGAUGCUCAGUUGAGGAGAGCGCUGAGCCCAGAGACCGUUCCUGUCAGCACACACACACAGGCAUCUCACAGCGGCAUACCUUUAGCGGGACAACCAAUUCCCUUCUCUCUGGAGGAAGCAGCUGGGUCGUCUGGUCCUCCUCCAGGUGGAAUAAAACUGGGAAGAUUUCAGGUCUCGCUGGCUGCUGAAGCGCCUCCUGUCAAACCCCCGGCCUGCACUGAAUCUUCCUCCACCACCUCCUCCUCCUCGUCUUCCUCCUCCUCGUCCUCCUCCAGUCUCUCCAGCCCGGAGAACACACUGCACAAGGACUCCUCGUCUCCUCUGAGAGUGGGAGGAGGGAAAGGAGGAGACGUUGUGGACGGACUCCCGCAACGAACUCUAGGAGGGUCCCACCAUCCCUCCCCCCUGACCUCACCCUGCCCCUCUCCUAAGCCCACCACGACCAUCGGACGCUUCCAGGUUACCACAAACCCAGAGGCCCGUGUCGGUAGAUUCUCAGUCAGCCGUGCCCAGGAGCAGAGCCUUGAGACCAGGCAGACCCCUCCACCUGCCGCCCAGGCUGCUAAUGGACCCAGCAACCCCGUGCAGAUUUUGACUCCAGACUCCAGUCACAAAGCCUCGCUGCCGAGUCUAAACAACAACUCCUUCAAUAACUCCUACAUCAGCAGUGACAACGACUCCGAAUUUGAGGAUGAGGACUUCAAACGGGAAGUUACCAACCUCAGAGAAAAGCACAUGCGAGAGAUUCAGGCCCUGCACUCCCGUCAGAAGGAGGAAAUAGACUGUCUCUUUACCAGGCUGGGAAAGGUUCCUCCAGCUGCAGUGCUCCCUCCAGUUAUAGGCCUGACUGGCAGGAGACGACGACCUACCAAAAGCAAAUCCUCCAAAUCGUCCAGAACCAGCUCCACGCACAGCAGCAAGAGUCCGUUACAGCCAGGCAGCACUUUAUCCGCCCAGAGCGUCCCCACCAUGUACCCCGGCCAGCUGGCUCUGUUAGCCCCAGGAGGAUUAGCCGAUUCGGGCAGCAGUACUCUGCUCCAACCACUCAAACCCUCUCCCUCCAGCAACAACCUGUGUUCGGCCUACACCAGCGAGGCGGCGCUCUCUGUGCCCAGCCUGUGCGCUCCCACCCCAGGCUGUGUAAAGUUCAGCUGGGGUUCGGAGCGUAUGGCCUUCAAGCCUGGCGGCAGGAGGACGCGCUUUCUGAGUACGCCCUGCUUGGCUCUUUGGAAGAUGGUGAAAAAAGUCUGCCCCUGCAACCAGCUCUGUAGGACUAACAGCACCAAUGCAGUGAGCGGUUCAGGUGGUCUGGGUCAGAGCCAGGGGGGUUCUCAGUCUCUGCCCCCCAGCAUGUCAGCCCCCCACCAGAGGAAAGGAACCUUCACAGACGACCUCCAUAAACUUGUGGACAACUGGGCCAGAGACGCCAUGAACCUCUCACAGGGGAAGAGGAGUGCCAAACAGCUGCAGCAGGCUCCAGCACAGGGACACAGUUAUGAGGUCAUCCAGUCAGCCAGUCUGGGCAGGAAGUACUCUGCUCCCAGCCAGCUGUGUCCCAGCAGCAUCGGAGGUUCAGCUCACCUCCCUACAAACUCCACCACCGCUACCUCUCUGGCUGCCCGAAAGGGCUCCCUGUGCCACCCCCCCGCCUCCUCCACUCCACCUCAACCCCAACCUCCCCAGUUCAUCCACUACACCCCCACCGCUGCCUAUAGUGCACAAUGGUCUGGUCCGGCUCACGGCCUGUCAACCUCAAACCAGGCCCCAGCACAGCCUGGGCCUCUACUGGUCAGCACCUCCCAGCCCCUGGGCCCCUACCCCACCUCGGUGGGUGGACAGGGCCAGAUUCCCGGGCAGGGCCCGCUCCAGGCUUUCCAUCUGACCAGCUCGCUCCAGAAAUCAGUCAGCAACCCAGGAGGACCCAAUCUGAGGACCACGUAGGGCUCGGGGUGAGGGCUGGUUUGAAUCACGGCCCGGCUGGACUGGCCUGGACUGGUAUGGGACAGUGUAACGGGCUCAAUCGGCUGGAGAGGAUGGAAGAACUGGAGGAGCGCGGCGAGUAGAGGAGGAGUUUGAAAUGAUAGAAGCUGACCUUCUCAAGAGGAAAAAAAAAGAAAAAAAAGGAAUUGAAGAGGAGCGAAGAAAUCAGGAAUGCUACAUGGCCACACCCCCACUGUCUGUGUGCUGCAUCUCACCUCUGCAUCCAUGCAUGUGUGUGUGUGAGAAGCUGUAACAGACACAAACGCAGCAGAGAGGGAGGCUGCGUUUGACCACGGGCUUGUGACAGCCAGCCAAAUGCUCGAGGAUAAAGAAAGAGACUCAUGAGUGCAAUGUUAAAAGGCCAAAGAGGUUUUGACAGGGUGCGGGAUUGUCGUUAAUAACUUGUGUAUGCACGCUGACAGCUCGGUCACACUUGUUCCAUUUCAUGCUCUAAAUUGAACGAACAGGUCUUUACAGGGCGGGUCACAUGAUCGGCCUUGUGAGACAGCAGUGGAGAGAUGUUACAUCAGGUUGAGGGGGAGGAAUGUGGAGGCCAGCUUUAACAAAAACCAACUUUGUGUCCACACAGAUCCUCUUAAUAACUUCUGAUGCUUAAAAUACUCCAAACUUUUUCGUUCUCUCAAAGAAGAUAGAAAUCUAGUUUUCCAAAAAAGACAUUGGCAAUCUAUGAAGAGGUAUGGUGGAUGCAGAGAGGAGCGAGGCUGGCUCUCACAUUAAGGUUCUUAGUGUUUGAUGUCAACAUUAAACGAUGCACAAGAAGCUCCGUCACUGAAAUGAAGCACUGGCAGUGUUACUGCCAGCUGUUUGCAUCCCUUAAAGGUAUGCUUAAAGGCAUACUAUGCAGGAUUUGCUGUCUCUUUCUGUUUCUUGGCCUCACUAUAUUUGUGUUUUUCAGCGAUGUGUUCGCUGCUUUCAUAGCUUCAUUCCCAAAGAGUGAUGCCAAAACACAACAAAAUGAUAAGAAAAGAAAAAAUACAGAUAAAGGGCAGGGUCUCUGCAUAUACAGAUGCCGCCAGGGAUUGCUUUUGUAUUAGUCCAUUUAUUGUUUUUUAUAAAAAAUCCUGCAUAGUAAACCUUUAAAAGGAAGGGUGCAUAUUGCUUUAGGUGAGAGCAGAAUGGAGAUGUGUUUAGGAAGUCUUCAGUAUUCAGAAUUUGGAAAUAUUCCUCAAUUCAAAGCACAAAAAAAUUGCCACAAUCGCACAUUGAGAAAUUGAGCGUCUGGAGCUGAGCUGACCUGGAGCCCGGUUUAGAGCAGGUACAGUCCAGCACUCGUUGGGGGUUUUGACUCGUCAGCUUGAAAAAAUCGUGACUCCUCUGUUACCUUCUGUGUCUUGUUCCUCCCUUGUUCUGACAAACCAUUCAAACAGAUGGAGAGAGAUGGAGGAAAGAAAGAAAGUGGACGAAGAGGGGGGAGAGCAUCGACAGAGUGUUUGUAUUAAAUAACAACACCUCAUCUGUUUCCUUCUCCACUGCUUACUUUAGGAACACACUGGCUAAAGUAGCGAACGGACAGGACAGAUGCCUCUGCACAGCAAACGCCUCUUCAGCAUCACGACUCCACCUCUUCCUCCAUCCCUCUCUCCGCCUCUCUGUUGCCAUUUAAAGCAAUAACAGCAGAAACCUUUUAGAGGGGAAAAAAAGCCCAAACAUGAGAGAACUCAGCGUGAAUAAGUGGCCUUGUUAUCAGAAUAAUUUCAGAGUCCCUGUACAGUUUGUGUUUAUUUUUUAGAAUGUCAGCCAUGAUGAUUCCAUUUUGUUGUUUUUAUUUUGUUUUUUUGUUUUGUCGGGUUUUCGUUUUGCUCGCUGCCCCCAGCUAGCAAUCUGACACACACAAACACACACAAAAUGCAUGAGACAUUCAUAUAAACAAACACACCUGCAUACACACACACAGUCAUGCACAGACUCAUGUAAAUACACACACACACACAUCGUUGGAGGCGUAGCAGCAGUUUAACAGACAGAUUCACAGACUAAUGCCUCAGUUCUUCGUGUCAUCAUUAGGUUGGUUUCAACGUUUGUGUUGAAAUGAUUGCAAUGUACAUUGUUGUCAUGAUUAUUGUUGUUAAUGAUUAU